UCUGAACCCUAGGACCUCAGGAAGCGUGAGUGUGCCCGCAUCGACAUCGGGAUGGAUACCAUCACAGUGUCUCAAGAUGAGCCGGAGCAGCAGCAGCCGGCUGAUCUACCUUCAGCUCUGGCAGCCCUGGAGGCAGAGCGGCAGAGAUGCCGUGAGCUCGUGCGCCUCAACGCUGUCCUACAGGAGCACCUGGAGUUGGCAACACGCACCAAUGCAGAUCUCGCAAGCGAGGUUCACAAGCUCACCAAGGAAUGGUGGCAACUGAACCGCUCACAGUCUGCAGAUCAGCCACAGGUGUUGGUGCCCGAGUCUGAGGCGCGCGCUGCCCGUGCCCAGGCCUCCCAGCUGCAGGGGAAGCUGAUGAAGGCGUGCAAGCGGCUCGCCAGAACUGGCCCUGAGCGCAGCGCAGGACGAGGCCAGUGAACUCAAAGCACAUAUGGAGGCAGUCACAGGAGAAACUGGUGGUCGAAGCCGAGCAGUCGCACCAAGAGCAGUGCAAACUGCAGGGUCGGCUUAUGGCCACUACUGUCAAGCUGCGGCGACUGAACGCGGACAAACAGCGGCUCAAUACAGGUGUGUGUUGGGGACCCUACUUGGCCUUGAUGGGUACACAGCAGCCGAGGUGCUGUACUGUUUGGCAAUGAUUGGUGCUUUCUUCUAGCAAUCUGAGAUCACGAAACUAACUUAUCCUUAUUUGUGUUGAAUUCUUGACCCUAAAGAUUUAGGUUCUUCUCACAUCACCAACUUCUGUGUGCAAUCUAAUACUGUUUGUUA
Messenger RNA from Dermacentor andersoni, 774 nucleotides. RefSeq lists its product as uncharacterized. The record is from RefSeq and is a predicted model, not a curated record. Lineage: Eukaryota; Metazoa; Arthropoda; Arachnida; Ixodida; Ixodidae.